AUAAGAUUUAGAGAUAUAGUUUAACGUUGAGGGGAGGAUUUUCCAUUGAAGAUAAAGUGUUAUGAUAGUAUAGUUCAAAAAUAAAAACUAUUUUCUCCUCUUACCAAACAAAAACUUAAAACUAAGUAGACCAUUAAUGAAAAAGACAGAGUUACUGUUACCCAAAAGGCAUGAAACAAAGGCCUAACUACAAAAUGAAAACCUUGAAAAGAAGCAUAAAUGAUAGGCACUCAAGGAUGGGGAAGAAAUCAAUUGGAACCAAGCAAAAUUAAAGAGUACUCUUAGAGAAGAGGGAGCCAAACACUUGGCAGAAAUUGAAGGGUUCAAAGGAAGCAAUGGGAGUGUCCUUUUGCAGACAAACAAAGAGAGAAGCUGUUCAAAAAAGGUUCUUCUUACCAGAAACGUCUAACAAAUUUCCCAUUCAGUGGAGCACUUGAGGGGCAGCUCAGAAAGGCCAAAAUGCAAUCUAUUGGAAAGUUACAAGCCUUGACCCAUGUGCUCUUCCCCCCCCUACUCCCAUCCUCCUUCUCUCUGUUAUUAACCCUUCUCCUUCCUUUCUAUGUAAAAACUAUUACCACUGUUUCUUAAAAUCAUAUCCAAUUUCUUACCAUGUUGCUCUUCUUUUACCUUCACCUUUUUACCUAAUGUUACCAACUUUACCAUGCUCUUUUGUCACAUAUCGAAGUUGGAUCAGGAUUCCUUCAAUGGGAGCACAAAGAAUGUUUUAAAGGACGUUUUGUCUUAUCUGACAAAGAUAACAAUCGAAUCUCGAGUAAUUUUUUUACUGUAUGAACUUUUGCCUGUAAAACUAUCAUUAGUGGUAGAAAUCCCUCCUCAUUUAACCCAAAGUCAACAUUUUUGGGACACAUAUCUCUUAAUUCACGAGUUAGUCAAUAUUAUUAGACUAGAGUCAAGAUUUCUAGGAUUGAGCCCAUUAUGUCCAUCUAGAAAAUAAGAAAAAUAAAAUUAUAGCGUGAUAAAAAUAUCUUUGUAUCAAUUUUCUCAGACCAAGUCCAAAUCUUCAAGUCACAAAAAAAAAACUAUGAUAUCCUUUUCACUCAUAACUUAUUUUCCUCAAUGUUAUACUUGUUCAAAUGUAUGUCAUCAACUAGAGAUUGGAAGGUUUAGUCUUCUUUUUUUAAUCUAUUAAUUUUACCUUCAAGAUUUCACAAACUCUACUUUGAAUUCACCCAUUCUGUCAUAAAACUCGGCAGAUCCUUUCAAAAUUUGAUAGAAACCAGCUUCUAUAAAUGAAAAGGGAUGUGAAGAAUCAAAGGACCAGAAUGAAAUAAAUGGGGUAAGGGAGGAAUAUGUUUUAGAAAAAACGUAGCCAAAACUAGGGGAACUUUUAGGGGAGAAGGGGGUAUUUAUUUUUCCUAAAUAGUCUCAAUGAUUUCACUAACACUUGCGUUUUAGCCUUUUAGCGCUGGCAAACUAUAAAGAUAUGUUCCAGAAAAGAAGCAUGUGGUGCAUAUGUACAUUAAUUUAGAUUAUAGCCUAUGGGUUUUUCAAUAUUAUUAUAUCAAAUUUACUUUAGUGGGUGGGGAAGUAAAGAAUUAUCCCCAAAUCCUACCAGAAAAGUAAUCAAAAUAUUGUGUGAGAAAGAAAUAUCCCUUUCAGGUCCUUUCCCCUCAUUUCCUCUUCAAAUUUUUUAAUUGAAUGUGGAAUAUUAAUGCUCCCCUCCUUUGCAAUCGAAUCUUACCAGAUUAAAGAGAAAACCCCAAAUAAAUUAUGAAAGGAAGAAAGAAUGAAAAAACCCAUCAAAUAUGGAUCCUGAGAUACAUUGAGUUGUCUUCCACUUUUAAGGAGGGAGAAAAACAGAAAAGAACAAAAGAGAGCCACUUAAUUUGAGAUUAAAGCUCAGAACUUUCCUAGGAUAAGUCCUGAUUAAUUGUAUUUGUAGUUCUAAGGAAUUAGGGGUUGUCCGCUUUCUUGGAAGCUGAUUUUGGUUCAUGGAGAGGCCCCAGAAGUCGUCACUGUCAAUUAUUGAACCCAAAACAGAGCCCCAUUAGUUGAUUUCUCAGCCAAAUUGGAGUAAACCCAUCUCGGAUUUCAUGUUUUUGAUACAAUAUUUGGCUUGUCUGAAAAUAAUCUGGGCCGUCAAUUGGUUGGUAGACAGAUAAUAUCCGAAUAGGAUGUUGUCAAAUUUGAAGAUGGUAAAUCUGUGAGAGUGAAAAACCAAGCUCUGCUGUAGCUUCUAUAUGCAUGGCGGAUAGAGAGUGGAACUAGUAGAAAUACGGGUCAAUUAGAGGCUGUUUAAAAACCAUUUCCUACGUUUCAUGUUCUCCAAAAUUAUACAGAUAGAGAAACCAAAGUGGGCCAUUUCUUGUCUCUCCCACUUUUUGCCAACAGAUAGAAAAGAAAGAAUCAUCUAUAAAAAGUUGCCCCAAGUCAUCGUUUUCCUUGAACGAUCACUGCCUCCAAAUGGGAAUUAUGGAGUACCAUCAAGCUUUUCAUAAUUCAGACACAUAUUUCGAUCGAUCUUACUCUUCUUCUUCUUCUUAUUCUUCUCCAUGUCUCACUACUUUCAAGGGUCACUCUUCUUACAUCUCUUCUCUGACUCUCGCCGGAAAAUUCCUCUACUCUGGUUCAUCCGACAAAGAAAUCCGAUCAUGGAGACGAAACCCAAUUCAAAACUGUGAAGAAAAUCAGGAAGAGUUUCAGAAUAAUAUGGUUACUGCCGGACAUGGCGCAGUGAAAUCUCUAGUUGUUUCAUCUGAUAAACUUUACAGCGCCCAUCAGGACCAUAAAAUUCGCGUUUGGAAAAUCUCUAAUGAUUUCGAUCAACAACAAAAGUACACGCGCUUGGCCACGCUGCCAACGCUCGGCGACCGGACGGCCAGGCUUUUGAUGCCCAAUAAUCAGGUCCAGAUCCGACGGCACAAGAAAUGCACAUGGGUUCAUCAUGUCGAUACGGUUUCGGCUCUUGCUCUGUCAAACGAUGAGUCGCUUCUGUACUCCGUCUCGUGGGAUCGGACUCUCAAAAUCUGGCGGACUUCCGAUUUCAAAUGCUUGGAGUCCGUUGCCGGAGCCCACGACGACGCCAUAAACGCCGUCGCGCUCGCUGGCGACGGCGACGUGUACACCGGAUCGACGGACAAGAGAAUCAAAGUCUGGAGAAAAAACCCAGAUGGAAAAAGGCAUUUUUUGGUCCAAACACUUGAGAAGCACAGCUCGGGAAUUAAUGCCUUGGCCCUCGCCGGCGAUGGGUCGGUUUUAUUUUCCGGCGCCUGCGACAGGUCGGUCCUGAUUUGGGAGAAGGAGGAAGGGGGUGGAUUUAUGGAGUUGGUGGGUGUGUUGAGAGGCCAUUCGAAGGCCAUAUUGUGUUUGGCUGUGGUGUUGGAUUUGGUCUGUAGUGGCUCUGCAGACAAGACGAUCAGAAUUUGGAAAAGGGUCGUCGCCGGAAGCGGAAAUUAUGUAUGUUUGACGGUUUUGGAAGGGCAUAACGGUCCCGUGAAAUGUCUGGCGGCGGCGGUUGAUCGGUACAACCAAAACGACAGGUCGUUAAUGGUUUACAGUGGUGGUUUGGACUGUGAUAUCAAGGCGUGGCAGAUUUGUGUUCCUCAUGUUUAAAUUGAAACUUUUAUUGAUCUUUUUUGGGGUUCUUUGAGGGAUUUGUGUACAUAUUAUCAAUGAGUUUAGUGAAUUGUGUUUUUGGAAAGUAUGGUUUGCAAGUGAGUGAUCUCUAUGGCCAAUCCUAAGCAUUUGGCUUUUGGAUCAUCAAAUAUGAAGAAGUAAUAAAAUUUCUUUUUAUGAUAGGGCAA
Cucurbita pepo subsp. pepo (vegetable marrow) is the source of this 3764-nucleotide messenger RNA. Lineage: Eukaryota; Viridiplantae; Streptophyta; Magnoliopsida; Cucurbitales; Cucurbitaceae. The record is from RefSeq and is a predicted model, not a curated record.